UGAUCCGGGUGGAGGAAAUUUGGGAGGAGUGUCCGGGGGGCAGCAACUUAAAAGGGGGAGGGAACCGCGGCUAAGGAGACGUUUGCUGAUGGGAACGCGAUGUAUGCGGGGUUACGGUGCCUCAGGUAUAAAAGAGCAGGAAGCUGAGUGAGAGGUUGGAGAAAAAGUGUCUUCGCUAGGCGGAGGUUACAGGUGGUGUCUCGGAAAGAGCUCUGAGGCUGUCCGCUUGUAGUCGAGAAGAGGAUCAGAGAACCGUGUAGAAGGGACAGCUUGGGGGCUAGCGUCCUGGGGCGAGGGGGAAGUUCGCGACUUUCUGCGGACUGACAGGAAUGUGCCUCCUGGCCCUCGGUGCUUCCCCCCUGGGGGGAGGCAUCGCGAGGGACUGUGGCAGGCUCCUCUGAACGCUGAGCGGCGGAGGUCCAACUCCACGUAUGGAUCCAAGGAAUGAGAAUUCAGCCACAGAGGCUGCUGCGAUCAUAGACCUCGAUCCCGACUUCGAACCCCAGAGCCGUCCCCGCUCCUGCACCUGGCCCCUUCCCAGACCAGAGCUCGCUACCGAGGCGUCUGAGCCGCCCGAGCCGCACGAGGUGGAGCCGGGUCUGGGAGAGAAGGUACACACGGAGGUGCGCUCAGACCCGAUCCUGUUGCCCUCCCAGCUCCCCGAGCCGGCAGGGGGCCCCCAGCCCGGGAUCCUGGGGGCUGUAACAGGUCCUCGGAAGGGAGGCUCCCGCCGGAAUGCCUGGGGAAAUCAGUCAUAUGCAGAACUCAUCAGCCAGGCCAUUGAAAGCGCCCCCGAGAAGCGAUUGACACUCGCCCAGAUCUAUGAGUGGAUGGUCCGCACUGUGCCCUACUUCAAGGACAAGGGUGACAGCAACAGCUCAGCAGGAUGGAAGAACUCAAUCCGCCACAACCUGUCCCUGCACAGCAAGUUCAUCAAGGUUCACAACGAGGCUACUGGCAAGAGUUCCUGGUGGAUGCUGAACCCUGAGGGAGGCAAGAGUGGCAAGGCUCCCCGCCGCCGGGCAGCCUCCAUGGAUAGCAGCAGCAAGCUGCUACGAGGCCGCAGCAAGGCCCCCAAGAAGAAACCAGCCGUGCUGCCAGCCCCACCUGAAGGUGCCACUCCAACGAGCCCCGUCGGCCACUUUGCCAAGUGGUCAGGCAGCCCUUGCUCGCGAAACCCUGAAGAAGCAGAUGUGUGGACCACCUUCCGUCCACGAAGCAGUUCAAACGCUAGCAGCGUCAGCACCCGGCACUCCCCCAUGAGGCGUGAGUCUGAGGUGCUGACAGAGGAGGAGAUACCAGCCUCCGUCAGUGGCUAUGCAGGGGGUGUCCCUCCCACCCUAAACGAAGAUCUGGAGCUGUUAGAUGGGCUCAAUCUCACACCUUCCCAUUCCCUACUAUCUCGGAGUAGUCUCUCUGGCUUCUCUUUGCAGCAUCCUGGGGUGACAGGUCCCUUGCACACCUAUAGCACCUCCCUCUUCAGCCCAGUAGAGGGGCCUCUGUCAGCAGGAGAAGGGUGCUUCUCAAGCUCCCAGUCUCUGGAGGCGCUGCUCACCUCUGACACGCCACCACCCCCUACUGAUGUCCUCAUGACCCAGGUAGAUCCCAUUCUUUCCCAGGCCCCCACACUUCUGUUGCUGGGGGGCAUACCUUCCUCCAGUAAGCUAGCCACAGGGGUUGGCCUGUGUCCCAAGCCCCUAGAGGCCCCAGGCCCCAGCAGUCUGGUUCCUACCCUCUCCAUGAUAGCACCACCUCCAGUCAUGGCAGGUGCUCCUAUCCCCAAGACCCUGGGGACUCCUGUGCUCACACCUACUACCGAAGUUGCAAGCCAAGACAGAAUGCCUCAGGAUCUAGUAGAUCUCGAUAUGUACAUAGAGAACAUGGAGUGUGACAUGGAUAACAUCAUCAGUGACCUCAUGGAUGGGUGCGAGGGAUUGGACUUCAACUUUGAGCCAGAUCCCUGAGCCAUGGCUAGAAGCUUUGUCUCCUGCUUCAGAGGUGGAGCCAGGCGUGCCCAUAUCCACUCUUUACCCUUGACCCUUCCCUGGGAAUUUGGGACCCUGCUUUAGAGCUAGGGUGGGGUCUGCUCACAUGGGUGUUGAGGAAAUUAGAAAGAUAAAACUGUCCCAUAUGGGAACUAUGGGGGGAGGGAGAGAAAGGGGUGGGGGAAAGGGAAAAGGUUUAUUCUCACUGUGCCAAUUAGGGGGUGAGGCCCCCUCCUGGGAGCUUUCCUUGGCUCCCCCACCCCCUCCACCUGAUUUUCACUCCCUAGGUUUUAUAGCAGGGGUGGGCAAUGUGUUGGAAAUGUGAAGUCACCAGUGGCCUUACCCCUGCCUUUGGGAGCAGGAUUUUUUUGUAGUCUUAUCUGAGCUGGUCCAGGCUAGGUUGAGCCUGGGAUUUUUAUGCAGUGGCCCCCUAGGCCAGUGGUGUGGGGUUGGGGGGAGGGUAGUAGGGACCUGGAAAGGCCAAGGUCUGAGCACUGGAGAGGCUCACCAGGCCAAAUCACCCUUGGAAGGCUGCAGAUCACAGAAAGGCUUUUUAUAAACUUUUAAAGAAAUAUAAACACAAAUAUAGAGAUUUUUAACAGCGGCAAGGUGCUAGUGAUGGGGAGAAUGCUUUCUUUUUCUUUCUGAAGGCUUUGACAUAGUGACAUGAUACAAACACUACAGACAUUACUCAGGGAAGCAUGGGAAACAGGGAGAGAGAACACCAAGCUGGGGAGAGCCGGGGGCAGGGGAGCAGCAGUGGAGAGUAAGGGAAAGAACUCCAACGAUGAUGAUAUGGGAUGAUGAUAUGGGGAUGUGUAGAACAAGGUCUGGGCGGAACUAGCUUAGAAUUUCCCUACGGAAAAGCUAAGCCAGACCUCCCUCAUUCACCUUGUGUCUGGGAGCAUGUGGUGUCCGUCCGGGGGCAGCCACACUCUUGCAUGACCCACUGCAGGUUGGUGUUAUGCUGGGAGAGUACAUUGAAAGCCUGGAAUUAGUUUGUGUUAGUUUGUGGCUGGGGGAAACGGGUGGGAGGGGGGGAGAAGAGGGAAGGAUUUAGGUUGGUAAAGUUAGGCACAGAGACCUCCCUGUUCCAGGCCCCUGACAGCUGUCCCUGCCCUUCUUCCCCUUGCUUGACUGCAGGGGUUAUGUGGAAGUGUGUGUAGUGGCAGGCAGGGGGAGGGGCAGAACAGGGAAGGGGGAGCUGGGGAGCUUGGCUGAGGGUCUGGGAAAUGAGCAGGGACAGAGGGGAAUGUGGAUCAGGUUUACUAGCACCUGCCAGGGUGGCCAUCUGGGGCUCCUUCUCCACCCCAGCCCCCAAAGCAGCCCCUCCCCCCCUCCCCCCCCCCUCACCCUGUGGGUUCCCAUCAUUUCCUGUGUCAGCGCCUGGCCUACCCAGAUUGUAUCAUGUGCUAGAUUGGAGUGGGGAAGUGUGUCAAAUCAAUAAAUGAAUAAAUUCAAUAAAUGCCUAUAACCAGC
Messenger RNA from Suricata suricatta (meerkat), 3464 nucleotides. It is a transcript of the gene FOXO4, whose product is annotated as forkhead box O4. The record is from RefSeq and is a predicted model, not a curated record. NCBI's taxonomy places the organism in Eukaryota, Metazoa, Chordata, Mammalia, Carnivora, Herpestidae. Gene Ontology annotation, molecular function: DNA-binding transcription factor activity, RNA polymerase II-specific; RNA polymerase II cis-regulatory region sequence-specific DNA binding. The transcript has 3 exons. Gene Ontology annotation, cellular component: nucleus. Gene Ontology annotation, biological process: regulation of transcription by RNA polymerase II. The coding region runs from base 432 to 1964 and encodes 510 amino acids.